Messenger RNA from Mugil cephalus (flathead mullet), 2768 nucleotides. It is a transcript of the gene agfg1a, whose product is annotated as ArfGAP with FG repeats 1a. The coding region runs from base 181 to 1995 and encodes 604 amino acids. Gene Ontology annotation, molecular function: GTPase activator activity. The transcript has 14 exons. NCBI's taxonomy places the organism in Eukaryota, Metazoa, Chordata, Actinopteri, Mugiliformes, Mugilidae. The record is from RefSeq and is a predicted model, not a curated record.
GAAACUCCUCAUUCGAGGAGGCCGCCCUGACAACGGAGCCACCUACCCAUCCCCUCUCUGUCUACAGCACGAGUCGGUAACCGUUUUUUUUUAAGAAGCACAGCCCUUUGUUUUAGUUGUAGCUGACCUUCCAGCCUCCUGCGUUUUUUUUAUUUUUUAUCCCACUGGACGUCCUUUACCAUGGCGGCGAGUGCAAAACGAAAACAAGAGGAGAAGCACCUGAAGAUGCUGAGGGAAAUGACGAGUUUGCCUCCCAACAGAAAGUGCUUCGACUGCGACCAGCGCGGCCCAACCUACGCCAACAUGACUGUGGGCUCAUUCGUGUGUACCUCCUGCUCUGGCAUCUUACGAGGACUGAAUCCACCCCACAGAGUCAAGUCCAUUUCCAUGACAACUUUCACGCAACAGGAAAUCGAGUUCCUCCAGAAACAUGGCAAUGAGGUAUGUAAACAGAUCUGGCUCGGUCUCUAUGAUGACAGAACCUCUUCAGUGCCAGACUUCAGAGAACCACAGAAAGUCAAGGAGUUCCUUCAAGAAAAAUAUGAGAAGAAGAGAUGGUAUGUACCUCCUGAGCAGGCCAAGGUGGUGGCAUCAGUCCAUGCUUCCAUCUCUGGCUCCUCAAACAGCAGCACCAGCAGCACCCCAGAAGUUAGACCACUCAAAUCCCUCCUGGGGGAGUCGGCUCCCUCUCUACACCUCAACAAGAACACACCACCAAAUCAAUCUCCUGUGGUGAGCCGUGGACAACAGCAUCAGCAGCACUUCCACGACAAGAAGUUUGACCUCCUCAGUGACUUGGGUGGAGACAUCUUUGCUGCCCCUCCAAACAUGAAUGCAGGCGCCAGCUCCAGUUUUGCUAACUUUGCACAUUUCAACAGCCACACAACCGCACAGAAUGCCAACGCAGAAGCAGACUUUGCUAAUUUUGAUGCAUUCAGGAGCACUUCUGCGUCGACAGGUGGUUUCCAUUCUGCUCCCCAAGUCCCAUUUCAACCUUCAAAUACAGCUUUCACUCUGCUCUCAUCCAGCCGCAGUAUGGGUGAGUUUGCCACUGCCCUGCCUCUCCAGGGUGCACACAGUAGCACCCCAGGGGGACUAGCAAAUGCCAGUUUUGCAAAUUUUGACAACUUCCCCAAAUCGUGUAGUGCUGACUUUGGAUCCUUCAGUUCCUCCUCCCAGAGUAACUCCACAGGAACUGGCAGAGACGCUGUACAGAGUACUAGUGUCGCUGCUGAUAGAUACGCAGCCCUGGCUGACCUGGAUAACGUGUUUAGCUCUGCCAAUACAGAGCAAGGAGCUGGUAUUCCUGGAGCGAGCACAGCAGCAACUGGAGGAGUCAGUGGUUUGCCUCAGAAGCAGCCCGCAGUCCUAACAGGGGGGGACCGCUAUGCUGCUCUAGCUGAGCUGGAUACCGUCUUCAGCUCCUCAGCCCCUGCCACCAGUGUUUACAACACCACCAGCACCUCACAAGGGGCCAUGUUUGGCUCGGAGACUGGGGUGUCAGCAGCACAGGCACAACAGGCCAUGCCUGGCAUGGCUCAGGGUUUUGGAGCAGCUCAGUCAACCAAUCCAUUUGUAGCUGCUGGCGUUGCCCCAGCAGCAGCAGCAGCAGCAGCAGCAGGAGGAGGAGCUCCCACCAACCCGUUCCAAUGCAAUGGCAGAGCAGCGAGUGUGGCAGCUGCAGCAGCAUCGUUUGGUACAGGCUCCAUGAGUAUGCCAGCUGGAUUUGGGAACUCUGCUGCCUACAACUUUCCCACUAGCUUCAGUGGAACAUUCCAACAACCCUUUCCUGGUCAGGCUCCUUUCCCUCAACCUCCUGCGUAUCCCCAGCAACCCAACGGUGGGGGAUUUCCAGCCUUUGGCCAGGCCAAGCCUGUUGUGACUUCUUUUGGGCAGGCGAUGGGAGGACCUAUGGUCUCGAGCAACCCUUUUCUGGGUGCCGGUCCACCUGCACAGUACCCAGCAGGAGGCUCUUCAACAAACCCCUUCUUAUAGCGAUCCAUCUUGUCUGCUGCACUACAGGGUCAACAACUGGCGCGCUUGCACCUAUUGCACUGUUUUGUUUCACAAGUAGCUUUAAAAACACAAUGUUUGUAAGGAUUUGUAUUUUCUAUCGCUGUUUGUCACAAAUGGAACAAUAUGCGAGACAGUCGUUGCUGACACUGUCUGUGGCUACAAAACAAAGUGAUAGUGUGUGAGGGAGAGGUUGAUCCCCUCUUCUCUAUUUAACCUGUGAACUGGCCUUGCCUCUACUGAGCCACCAUGUAUAAUCAAACUGGCUGAAAACUAAGUUAUUGCGUACAGUAUAUCUCAUUCAUUAUGCUGCAAUUCUGUACAUAUUUUUCUUUUAGGACAUUAGCUUUUGUGCAUAUCAGUAUUUGUAUCUAAAACACAAGAUUUGGUAAGACAGAACUGUUGCCUGGAAAAGCUAAUGGGUACUGCCAGUUACUGUAUUUGUAAAAAACCAAACUGUUUAUUUGUGCAAGAUCCUUUUAGGCAAAAUGUUCCCACUUAAGAGAAAAACGCAUAUUCUGUUGUCAAGACAUGAAAAGAAAGAGUGAAUGCUGCAUCAGGGACGGGGCUGGGGAUUGAUUGCUCUGCCAUCCCUUGUCCUGCGUACAGAGGUAAAAACACCUUCGGACAGUCGACCACAUCCGAGUGGUUAUCAGGAAGACGAUGAACUGAAAACCACUUACAUUGGGUAUUAGAGAAUUUUAAGUUAAUGUGUAAAUAUAUACAGUAUAUAUAUUAAAAUGAAUUUUAAGUAA